AUGCCGAUGCAAGACUUUCUGGACGACUUUCUCCCAAGAGGUAGCGAGAAAAGCAUGCCUUCCAUAAAGAACGCAUUCAAGGGCAUUCCAGAUGCGGCGUAUCAUGAACAUGAUAUUUACGCGCCUUUGGAGCAACUACUCGAGGACGUCAAAACCGCCAGUGCACUGAAGCGGGCCGUCGACGAACACUAUCUCGAAGGCAAGGUGAUUGCUGUAAAGGUCUAUGACGGUGUGGCUCCGACUCGCAGCGUCCACAGGUAUCUCAUAUCUCGACCGGUCGUGUCCCCAUUGUCUAUGGCUAGUCGGGCUACGCGCGGAUACUGGGCCGUUCGUAGCGAUGGUCAGAUUGCAUUUUUGAAAGACACUUGGCGGUAUACUGGGGAGGACUUCGAAAAGGAGGGUGGUAUCUUGGUGAACUUACACGAAGCUGAGGUUCGGAACAUACCUGAGCUGCUGCACCAUGGAGAUAUAUCCUCUCAGCCUAAAGCCUCCAUUUCAAGUAGUUCUAAGGGUAAGGAAAAGCAAUCUGCAGUAGAUUGA
Fibroporia radiculosa is the source of this 540-nucleotide messenger RNA. RefSeq lists its product as uncharacterized. The transcript has 2 exons. Lineage: Eukaryota; Fungi; Basidiomycota; Agaricomycetes; Polyporales; Fibroporiaceae. Bases 1 to 540 code for a protein of 179 amino acids. The record is from RefSeq and is a predicted model, not a curated record.